GUCAAAGCUCAGUGAGGAAGGGUGUACGUCUCCCAUCAGUGCGGUUUAGUGAGAGACCCGCGUCGGACCCUAGUUACGCUGGGGUCCUGAAGCCUUUUUGUGCCUAGUGAGUGAACAGUUCAUGGCAGGAUGUGGCUGUGAAUAGCAGGACGUGUGCCUCUGGAUUACUAGUGUGCUAUGAAAAUAAGGUGCUGGCGAUGCUUAAACACGUGACCUACCGCUCCACCUCCUCCCUCGGCCGCGUCUCCUCCGAACUCACCUGCCGAGGGUCGAGUAGCGUCUCCCCAGACACACUCAGCCUCAAGGGGGAUCUCUCUCCUUCCCCCCCACGCGCCCCAGACACCCUAUCUCUCAACGGUGAGCCGCUGGGGGACACGAUCUCUCUCAAGGAUGAUCACCACCACCACCACCUGUCCCUUAAGCAGUUCCCGGAUACUAUUAGUCUUCACUCCACCUUGAGCUUCUCCUCCCUCGCCACGGGAAGAUUGUCCUCGAGAUGCUCCUCCACGUCUUCCCUCAGUGACACCCCCUCGACCCCAGUGAAGGUGUACCUGAGGGCGCUGCGUCCUGACAUGGAGUACAAGACGCUGAGCCUGUCGUCGGGCACCACGUGCCGCCAGCUGGUGCUGAUGCUGCUGGCCAAGUUCAGGUUGCGUCACCGCGACCCGAACCUCUUCUUCGUCACCAUGGAGGUGACGCUGCGCACGCCGGGGGGCGGAGCCCCUGCGCGGCGCCUCCUGGUGCUGGACGACCAGGCGCGCCCCGCAGAGCUGCAGCAGUGCCGCCCGCGCGGCGAGGCGCGCUUCAGCGUAGGCGUGCGGCGCGGCGGCCUCGUCCGCGUCCACGACGGCAUCCUCAUGCCCGGGUCGCAGUACAAGUCGCUGCUGGUGUGUUACCGCACCACCUCGGAGGAGCUGGUGCAGCUGCUGCUCAACUGCUACAACAGCAAGGAGAGCCCCGCGCGCUACGCCAUCCACGAGGUGUGCGCCACGCCCUACAGCGACCGCCCACUGCGCCGCGACGAGUGUCCGCUGCUGGUGCAGAGCGAGUGGCCCCGCGCCGCACGGCCCCGCCUGUCCCUGGUGCUGCGCCGCACCGCAGCCUACGGCAUGACUCUGCCGCCCAGGGUGGCCUGGCGCCGCAGCCUCGACCACUCCGGCACCGAUACGGAGUCGGAACACGAGGACCACAACACCACCAUCGGCAGCCUCCAUUCCACCUCCAGUGCCUCCUCCGCCCUCAGUAUAUCGUCGGGCGCCAGUGUGUCUUCAGGCUCCAGUGUGGCAUCGAGUGCCAGCGUGUCAUCCGGCGCCAGUGUGUCAUCGGGCGCCAGUGUGUCAUCGGGAGCUAGUGUGUCAUCUGGUGCCAGUGUGUCAUCGGGUGCCAGUGUAUCGUCAGGUGCCAGUGUGUCGUCAGGUGCCAGUGUAUCUUCAGGAGCUAGUGUAUCCUCGAGUGCCAGUGUGUCGUCAGGCAGUAGUGUGUCAUCCAGUACCAGUGUGUCGUCAGGUGCCAGUCUGUCUUCUAACACGUCGUCGUCCUCGGGUGUGUUCUCCUCUUCGUCGAGUCCCGCCUCCUCCCCGGUAUCCUCGCCCUCCAAGCCCUGCCCCCCUAGCGCUGCCACUCAGUCCCCGCCUCCCAGGGUCACCUCCAAGCCUCCCGUCCCCACCCCUCAUCUCGCCAAGCCCCCCACGGCCUUCAGGACCAUUAGCCUGCCUCCCACGCCGGUGCCCAGGACCAUACUGAACACCGCUUCCUGCCGCAGUAGCUCCCUGCCCACUCUGCAGACUGGCGACACCACCGCCACCAUCAUCUCUCCCUCCCACUGCACCACUGCAAGCCUCUCUACAUCCGCUCCCACAACCACCCUCACCUCUACUACCUCCACCCCGCCACCAACACCCCCCAGGACCGUCAGUAUCCCUGGGGAGGCCAGGCCGCCGCCCCUCCCCGUCAGGCGGACGUCGUGCUGCCGGAAUUACAAGAACUGCUUCUACAUCUGAGAGCCGCCGUCCCCGCGGAGCCCCGAACACUCAUGCCAAAGAUUAGAUGGUAACUUACCCGAGAGGCGACAGUCAGUGUCUCUUGGGAACAACGAGGCCUCGGACGGGACGGAGUGACAGGACGGUCCAGAAGCAGAAAACACCAGGAAACUGUAACUAUUCGUGCUCGCUGCGAACUGUUCUAUAUUGAUGGUGCUGAGGAGAAGGAGGAGGAGGAGGAGGAGGAGGAGGAGGAGGAGGAGACCAAGAUAAUGAGGCGAAGGCAGAGGAAAAGGAGCAGGAGAAACGUCAUUACAAGUGCAAAGACAGUGA
Molecule: messenger RNA, 2312 nt
Organism: Portunus trituberculatus (swimming crab)
Lineage: Eukaryota; Metazoa; Arthropoda; Malacostraca; Decapoda; Portunidae
Product: mucin-5AC-like
Exons: 6
Coding region: 198-2000 (600 amino acids)
Biological process (GO): signal transduction; positive regulation of fibroblast growth factor receptor signaling pathway; positive regulation of epidermal growth factor receptor signaling pathway
Source: RefSeq, a predicted model, not a curated record